Castor canadensis (American beaver) is the source of this 1635-nucleotide messenger RNA. The record is from RefSeq and is a predicted model, not a curated record. Lineage: Eukaryota; Metazoa; Chordata; Mammalia; Rodentia; Castoridae.
GCGCAUGCGCACUGCCGUGCUGUCCGCGCUCGCGCUGUCAAUAAAGUUAGCGCGCGCCGGAAGCGGAAGUGGUGGAUCUCCAUGGCGGCGGCGGCGGCGGCGGCGGCGGCGGGGCCGGUGUUCUGGAGGCGGCUGCUGGGCCUCCUGCCCGGCCGGCCUGGACUGGUCGCGCUCCUGGGGCGCCUGUCCGAUCGCCUGGGCAGGAACCGGGACCGCCGGCGCAGGAGGUCACCAUGGCUGUUACUAGCUCCCUUGCUGUCCCCAGCUGUACCCCAGGUCACUUCCCCACCCUGCUGCCUGUGUCCGGAGGGUGUGCACAGGUUCCAAUGGAUCAGAAACCUGGUUCCAGAGUUUGGUGUCUCCAGCUCUCACGUGAGGGUGCUGUCCUCCCCAGCAGAGUUCUUCGAGCUCAUGAAGGGGCAGAUAAAAGUAGCCAAGAGGCGGGUUGUGAUGGCAUCCCUCUACCUGGGAACAGGUCCUUUGGAGCAGGAACUGGUGGAUUGCCUGGAAAGUACUCUAGAAAAGUCCCUGCAAGCAAAGUUUCCUUCUGACCUCAAGGUCUCCAUUCUCCUGGACUUUACCCGGGGCUCACGAGGUAGGAAGAACUCUCGGACCAUGCUGCUCCCUCUCCUGCAGAGGUUCCCAGAGCACGUGCGUGUCUCCCUCUUUCACACACCCAACCUUCGAGGGCUCCUUCGGCUCCUUAUUCCCGAGCGCUUCAAUGAAACUAUUGGCCUCCAGCACAUCAAGGUGUAUCUCUUUGACAACAAUGUCAUCUUGAGCGGUGCGAACCUGAGUGACUCCUACUUCACCAACCGCCAGGACCGCUACGUGUUCUUGCAGGACUGUGCAGAGAUUGCUGACUUCUUUACAGAGCUGGUGGAUGCAGUGGGGGAUGUGUCCUUGCAGCUGCAGGGGGAUGACACGGUGCAGGUGGUGGAUGGGAUGGUGCAUCCUUACAAAGGUGAUCGGGUUGCAUACUGCAAGGCAGCCAAUAAACGGGUCAUGGAUGUGAUCCACUCAGCCAGGACCCGCCAGCAGAUGCUGCAUGCCCAGACCUUCCAUGGUGACUCCCUGUUGACCCAGGAAGAGGCAGCAGCCGCUGGUGACCGGAGACCAGCACCUGACACCUGGAUUUACCCGCUGAUCCAAAUGAAGCCCUUUGAGAUUCAGAUUGACGAGAUUGUCACCGAGACCCUGCUGACCGAGGCUGAGCGAGGCACUAAGGUCUUCCUCACCACUGGCUACUUCAAUCUGACCCAGGCCUACAUGGACCUGGUCUUGGGCACACGGGCUGAGUACCAGAUCCUUCUGGCCUCUCCAGAGGUGAAUGGCUUCUUUGGGGCCAAGGGCGUGGCUGGUGCCAUCCCUGCAGCCUAUGUGCACAUUGAGCGGCAAUUCUACAGCGAGGUGUGCAGCCUGGGGCAGCAGGAGCGGGUCCAGCUCCAGGAGUACUGGCGCAGGGGCUGGACGUUUCAUGCCAAAGGCCUCUGGCUGUACCUGGCAGGGAGCAGCCUGCCCUGUCUCACGCUGAUUGGCUCUCCUAAUUUUGGGUACAGGUCAGUUCACCGGGACCUGGAGGCCCAGAUUGCCAUCGUGACGGAGAGCCGAGCUCUGCAGCAGCAGCUCCAUCAG